Acomys russatus (golden spiny mouse) is the source of this 2217-nucleotide messenger RNA. Its product is annotated as mitochondrial proton/calcium exchanger protein-like. Gene Ontology annotation, molecular function: ribosome binding; calcium ion binding. NCBI's taxonomy places the organism in Eukaryota, Metazoa, Chordata, Mammalia, Rodentia, Muridae. The transcript has a single exon. Gene Ontology annotation, biological process: intracellular monoatomic cation homeostasis. Gene Ontology annotation, cellular component: mitochondrial inner membrane. The record is from RefSeq and is a predicted model, not a curated record. Bases 1 to 2217 code for a protein of 738 amino acids.
AUGGCGUCUUUCUUGCUCAGGAGCUGGCACCACCGGGGGCCUGCUCACCUCGGGCCGCCCCAAGCCGCCUCCCCGCUGGGUUGUCUGAGAGAUCAGGCUUGUCUCAGUUGUACCAGGACCCUGGGGCUGAGAAGCCACGAGAAUGUUCUGUCUCGCUGUUGUGCUUCAGCCAACCCUGUGUACCUCUGCUUCAAAGGUGAGCCCCUCAGGUGUUGGACUCAGAAGCCUGAGUGCGAGGGCACCAGAGCAAGGGCCACAUGGACACCGGCCUGUGCAAGGUUGGUUGUUACAGGACCUCAGUGCCUUCCUGUGCGUGGCUGGCACUCGUCACCCCUGCGAGGAGAGAACUCUGUGAUAGAGAAGUCCCUCAAGUCCUUAAAAAACAAGAAUAAGAAGCUGGAGGAGGGUGGCCCUGUGUACAAUCCGCCAGCGGAAGUGACAGUGAAGAAGUCCCUUGGGCAGAAGGUACUGGAUGAGCUGAAGCACUAUUACCAUGGCUUCCGCCUGCUCUGGAUCGACACCAAGAUAGCUGCCCGCAUGUUGUGGCGCAUCCUCAAUGGCCACACACUGACCCGCCGGGAACGCAGGCAGUUUCUUCGGAUUUGUGCGGACCUCUUCCGCCUGGUGCCAUUCCUGGUGUUUGUGGUGGUGCCUUUCAUGGAAUUCCUGCUGCCUGUGGUGCUGAAGCUCUUCCCCAACAUGCUGCCGUCCACAUUUGAGACCCAGUCCGUCAAGGAGGAAAGGAUGAAGAAGGAGCUUCGCGUGAAACUGGAGCUAGCCAAAUUUCUCCAGGACACCGUAGAGGAGAUGGCCCUGAAGAACAAGGCAGCCAAAGGGAAUGCCACCAAAGAUUUCUCUGCAUUUUUCCAGAAGAUCCGAAAGACAGGAGAGAGGCCCAGCAAUGAGGAAAUCAUGCGGUUUUCCAAAUUAUUUGAGGAUGAGCUGACCCUGGAUAAGCUCACGAGGCCACAGCUGGUGGCGCUGUGCAAGCUGCUGGAGCUUCAAUCCAUCGGCACCAACAACUUGCUGCGCUUCCAGCUCACCAUGCGCCUGAGAUCCAUAAAGGCUGAUGACAAACUGAUCGCUGAGGAAGGCGUCAAUAGCCUGACUGUGAAGGAGUUGCAGUCAGCAUGUCGAGCACGAGGCAUGCGAGCGCUCGGAGUCACAGAAGACCGUCUGAGGGGCCAGCUAAAGCAGUGGCUGGACUUGCACCUGCAUCACGAGAUCCCCACAUCACUGCUCAUACUGUCCCGGGCCAUGUACCUUCCGGACACCCUCUCCCCUGCGGACCAGCUCAAGUCCACCUUGCAGACCCUUCCAGAAACCGUGGCAAAGGAAGCCCAGGUGAAAGCGGCAGAGGUGGAGGGCGAACAGGUGGACAACAAGGUGAAGCUGGAGGCCACGCUGCAGGAAGAGGCCGCCAUCCAACAGGAACACCUGGAAGAGGUACAGAGGUCUGCAGAGGCCCUAAAGGCUACCCGGCCUGAAGUAGCAGACAUCACAGUCCCUGGGAGGCCAGGGGGCAAGCUUCAGCCAGAGGUGCCUGAUGUGAUCCUGCCCACAGAGGCAUUGAAGGAUACGGCACCCGUGCUGGGAGGUCUGAAGGGAGAAGAGAUAACGAAGGAUGAAAUUGACAUCCUCAGUGAUGCCUGCUCGAAGCUGAAGGAGCAGAAAAAGUCCCUGGCCAAGGAGAAAGAGGAGCUGGAGCUUCUGAAAGAGGAUGUCCGGGAUUAUAGUGAGGAUUUACAGGAAAUCAAGAGAGAACUUUCCAAGUCCGGUAAUGAGAAAUCCAUACAAGAAUCCAAAGCCAGCCAGAGGCUGACAAAACGAGUCCAGCAGAUGAUCAGGCAGAUCAAUGGCCUAAUUACACAGCUGGAGACCAGUCAACAGACUGGCAAGCGGCGCCCUGAUGAAAGUGCUCCGACACGGGAGAACGUCAUCCGAGUCAGUGAGUUCAUCAGAGCCAUGGAGCAAAUCAAGCAGGUUCCGGAACACAAGCUCAUCAGUUUGGCCUCAGCCUUGGAUGAAAAGAAGGAUGGCAAUAUCAACAUCGAUGACCUUGUCAAGGUCAUCAGUUUGGUGGACAGAGAGGAUGUUCAGAUCUCUACCAGGCAGGUGGCAGAAAUUGUGGCCACACUAGAGAAGGAGAAAAAGGUGGAAGCGAAGGAAAGGGCCAAGGACAAGGCUAAGAAAGAGGCCGCAGAAGUGAGGAGUUAG